Messenger RNA from Nicotiana tabacum (common tobacco), 1013 nucleotides. The record is from RefSeq and is a predicted model, not a curated record. Lineage: Eukaryota; Viridiplantae; Streptophyta; Magnoliopsida; Solanales; Solanaceae.
AUACCUAAUUAUAGCUGGUUUUGUAUUCAGCGUCGCAAGAUGAGAAUUGCUGAAAGAAUAGACGCAUUCCGAGAAUUGUUUCCAUGCUCUAAACAGGGUGGAAGAGCAUCUCUGAUGGAUGAAGUUAUCGACUACAUCAAAAAUCUGCAGUUCCAGAUAAAGGAUCUCAGUAGGAGCAGAUUGGGAGGUGAACCUUCUUCUAUCCCAUUUUUAUUCGUUGAGGGUUGUGGACAUUACAUUCUUGAUGAACAACUGAUUGAACCUCUGGAAGAGACAUUGCGCAAGUUGCUGGAAGUGAAUCCCUCAAUGGCAACUCAACUGCUGGAGAAUAAGGGCCUAUUUUUUAUGCCUGUGGCUCUGGCAGAAGGAAUGCAUAAUCAUGAGUAGAAACUGAGAACAGUUCAAUGAAGAGAAUUGCUGUCGUAAGUGCAAUCAGUCAACAUAGUUGAGCACUAGUGCCAACUUUAGAGGAUGCUUUGAAUUUUUAGACCAAGGGGAAAUGUCGGGAUCGUGAGAAAUGUUCUCCAACUCUUUCAAUCUUGGGGUGACAAUUAUUGCUGCCCAUUGAAAAAUGUAGUAUUUGGAUAGCAGGUAUGGCCGUUAUCCACUGUCUUCAACUUGAACCGUAUAUAUAUAGUAGAAAGUAUUUUAAAGAACGUAUAUUUCUAAUUUCACGCCCACUUCUACAAGGUUCGCACUUCAACAAGGUUAGAGUAGAUGCAGCGUCAUUUUGUAUUAACUGACACAUAAAUAACGGUAUGAUCUAUAAGUCACGGGUUCGAACUGUGCAAUCAGUCACUGACACUUGCAUAGGAAGAUAGACUACCUACAUUAUGCCCUUGGAUGCGGCGUUUCUCGGAUCCUGCGUGAAUGCAAAAUGCUUUGUACACUGAAUGGCAACUGACAUAUAAAUUUGUAUUUGCCUAUGUCAAAGCUGUGGCAAUGGCGUGGUGUUGGGUUUAUUUUCAUUUAUAUAUUUUCACCCGGUGUCCUGUAUCUACUUUAGGGCCCGA